Messenger RNA from Lactuca sativa (garden lettuce), 1052 nucleotides. It is a transcript of the gene CYSB, whose product is annotated as cystatin B. NCBI's taxonomy places the organism in Eukaryota, Viridiplantae, Streptophyta, Magnoliopsida, Asterales, Asteraceae. The record is from RefSeq and is a predicted model, not a curated record. Gene Ontology annotation, molecular function: cysteine-type endopeptidase inhibitor activity.
ACUGCCCCGAAUCAUGAGGGAGCCAACAAAAUCAAAAAAGAUAAAAAGAACAAAUGCAAAUCCAACGCUAUAACUAUAUUCUGCUAUUACUGAUAGCAUCAUCGUUGUUGAAUCCAUCAUCAGCAAGCAAACAAUCCAGUUUUUGUAGCAGCGAAGAAGUUUUUCUCGAGUCGAAUCCAAUGGCAACUCUUGGGGGUAUAAAGGAUUCACCUGCUUCCAACAGCGCCGAGAUCGAUGGUCUCGCUCGUUUUGCCGUCGAUGAGCAUAACAAAAAAGAGAAUAAAAUGUUGGAGUUGGCAAGGGUGGUAAAGGUGCAAGAGCAAGUGGUUUCUGGGACUUUGCAUCAUCUUACUUUGGAGGUUGUUGAUGUGGGUGAGAAGAAAUUAUAUCUUGCCAAAAUCUGGGUGAAGCCAUGGUUGAACUUUAAGGAACUUCAAGAAUUCACACAUAUUGGUGAUGCCACCACCACUUCACCUAAUCUUGAUGUCCAAAAAGGUAACAUAUUGCAUCCAAUUUUCAAGAUUUUUCUAACCAUUAUCUAUUUAUUAACCAAAAUCUUGAAAGCAGAUGAUGAGUCGAUGACUAUUCAUGGAGAUUUCCAGGAUGCUGCAAGUCAUGCCCUCAAGACACUGCAACAAAGGUCUAACUCGUUAUUUCCUUACGAACUGCAAGAAGUUGUUCAUGUAAAAGCGGAGACUGUGGAUGGAACUGCGAAAUAUGAUCUGGUGUUGAAGGUGAAAAGGAGUGAUAAGGAAGAGAAGUUUAAGGCGAAUGUGCACAAGGACAAGGAUGGGAACUUUCAUGUGAACAACAUGGUGCAGGAUCACUCCUAAUCUGAACUUGGUUUAUGAUACUGACAAAAGAGUGUUUUUUUGUGUGAUAAAUAAUGGUUUGUAACUGCAUCAUACUUUCAGGAUCACUACGACUUUGUAUGUUUUAUGGUUUGCAAUAGUUUAUUUCUUGGGUUCUUGAAUUGUUUGGAUUUUGGUUUCUAGUUCAUAAUUUGUAAAAUUCUCUUUUGUUUAAUUAUAGUUUUGUGUGUUCUGUUUAAA